Messenger RNA from Rodentolepis nana, 477 nucleotides. Lineage: Eukaryota; Metazoa; Platyhelminthes; Cestoda; Cyclophyllidea; Hymenolepididae. The record is from the annotation of a GenBank genome assembly.
AUGAAUUUCUUUCGAUUCGUUCCACGUUUGAGUCCCACAUUCAUCGCUAGAGGCAUAUCGACUUCCCAAAAUCGUUUUGCAGAUCUCAACCUUACUUUUGCCUGUCCUCGUUCCGUUUUCUAUAAUGCAACUAAUGUUAAGCAGGUAGAUGUUCCCGGUAGCACCAGCGCUUUUGGUAUUCUCCCGGAGCAUGUUCCCACUAUUUCAACUCUCCGUCCAGGUGUAGUUACAGUUUAUGAAGAAAACGGAUCUCUUAAGAAAUUCUUUGUAAGCAGUGGUAUAGUCACGGUGAAUUCUGACUCCAGUGUUCAAGUUCUAGUAGAAGAAUGUUCUCCUCUGGAAAGCAUUGACCCUCAACUUGUUCGUGAUAAUUUAGCUAAAGCCCAAUCCCAACUUUCGUCCGCUUCUGAUGAGCAAAAGAAAGUUGAAGCCCAAAUUAUGGUCGAAGCUUAUGAAAGCAUGCUUAAUGCUUUGUAA